This is a messenger RNA of Seriola aureovittata, 11619 nucleotides long. Its product is annotated as receptor tyrosine-protein kinase erbB-4-like. Gene Ontology annotation, cellular component: basal plasma membrane; signaling receptor complex. Gene Ontology annotation, molecular function: ATP binding; epidermal growth factor receptor binding; transmembrane receptor protein tyrosine kinase activity. The coding region runs from base 296 to 4435 and encodes 1379 amino acids. The record is from RefSeq and is a predicted model, not a curated record. The transcript is spliced from 28 exons. Lineage: Eukaryota; Metazoa; Chordata; Actinopteri; Carangiformes; Carangidae. Gene Ontology annotation, biological process: positive regulation of kinase activity; positive regulation of cell population proliferation; multicellular organism development.
GUAAUGGCAUGAGUACUGCUUUAUACUGUUUAGACAAGCUUUACCGUGCGCGCGUUGGAAACUAAUAUUCGACUAUUUCUGCUUUUGCGUCAGUCACAAAUUCAGCCUGCAGGCACCGCGAGGCGAGGCGGAGAGCAGUCGAACAAACUGUAAACUUAGUCAAAAGCGACUAAAGUCUCCAAACUCCCAGGCUGAAGAGGCUUCAAACGCGAACGCUUCAACCUUUCUGGCUGUUUCAAGGAAGGAUACGCCGCUGGACAUGUGAAUUUAAAGGAGAUAAUUGCCAAGCACAACAAUGAAACCAACGACCGCCCCGUGUUGCUUCGGCUUUCUCCUGACUUGCCUCCUGUUUGGGUCGAGCUCCUCACAAUCAGUAUGUGCUGGUACAGAGAACAAGCUGAGCACGCUGUCAGACCUGGAGCAGCAGUACCGGACCCUGAGGAAAUACUAUGAGAACUGUGAAGUCGUAAUGGGAAACCUUGAGAUCACCAGCAUCGACCGCAGUCGGGACCUCACCUUCCUCCGAUCUAUCCGGGAGGUGACAGGCUAUGUGUUGGUGGCCCUGAACCAGUUUGACUACCUGCCUUUGGAGAACUUGAGGAUCAUCAGAGGAACCAAGCUGUACGAGGAUCGCUACUCCCUCGCAAUCUUCCUCAACUACAGACGUGAUGGAAACUUCGGCCUCCGCCAGCUGGGUCUGAAAAACCUCACAGAGAUCCUGAGUGGGGGUGUUUAUGUCGACCAGAACAAGUUUCUGUGUCAUGCAGACACAAUCCACUGGCAAGACAUUGUCAAAAACCCACGGAUCCAUCCCGUGGUGGUGCCUACCAACAGCAGCGUUACAUGUCAAAAGUGCCAUCGUUCCUGUAAUGGUCGUUGCUGGGGACCCAAGGAGGACCAGUGUCAAAGCUUAACGAAGACAGUGUGUGCCGAGCAGUGUGACGGCCGUUGCUUUGGUCCCUAUGUUAGUGACUGUUGCCAUCGUGAGUGUGCAGGUGGCUGCUAUGGACCAAAGGACACAGACUGCUUUGCCUGCACCAACUUCAAUGACAGUGGGGCAUGUGUGACCCAGUGCCCCCAGCCAUUUGUCUACAACCCCACCACCUUCCAACUGGAACACAAUCCCAGGGCAAAGUACACCUAUGGAGCCUUCUGUGUCAAGAAGUGUCCACAUAACUUUGUGGUGGACCAUAGCUCCUGUGUAAGAGCAUGUCCCAGUAACAAGAUGGAGGUGGAGGAGAACCGGAUUAAGAUGUGCAUUCCUUGCACUGACAUCUGCCCAAAAGCAUGUGAUGGCAUUGGUACAGCCAGCCUACAGGCUGCUCAGACAGUGGAUUCCAGCAACAUUGACAAGUUUGUCAACUGCACCAAAAUUAAUGGCAACCUGGUGUUCCUUAUUACUGGUAUCAAAGGGGAUGUCUAUCACAAUAUUGAAGCUUUGGACCCAGAAAAACUCAGCGUAUUCCGCACAGUUCGGGAAAUCACAGGGUUUCUGAACAUCCAGUCUUGGCCUGACAACAUGACAGACUUGAGUGUUUUCUCCAACCUGGCAACUAUUGGGGGAAGAGCGCUGUACAGCGGGAUCUCUCUGCUGGUGUUAAAGCAACAGGGCAUCUCAUCACUGCAGCUUCAGUCUCUAAGAGAGAUCAGUGCUGGGAAUGUCCACAUUGCAGAGAACAGCCAGCUCUGCUACUACAGCACCGUCAACUGGACAAGACUGUUCCGCGCUGCAAACCAGAAGGUUCUGGUCCGCAACAACCGAAGCCCGCAGGAGUGCUCCAGGGAGCACAUGGUGUGUGACCCGCUGUGUUCAGACGCAGGAUGUUGGGGUCCUGGCCCAGACCAGUGCCUCUCCUGCAGAUACUUCAGCCGUGGACGAACCUGCGUGGAUACCUGCAACCUUUAUGAAGGGGAUAUUCGAGAGUAUGCCAACGGGUCAGUGUGCGUGGAGUGUGAUGCCCAGUGUGAGCGAGCUGACGAUGACUCUUUGACCUGCCACGGUCCGGGCCCAGAACAUUGUAUGAAAUGCGUUCAUUUCAAGGACGGUCCAAACUGUGUGGAAAAGUGUCCCGAUGGCCUUCAAGGUGCCAACAGCUUCAUCUUCAAGUAUGCCGAAGCCAACAAUGAAUGCCAUCCCUGCCAUAUCAACUGCACCCAGGGGUGCAUUGGACCAAGACUGCAAGACUGUAUCGGCUGGAUGGACAGAACCCCUCUGAUCGCAGCGGGGGUGAUCGGCGGACUCUUCAUGGUGGUGAUCAUAGUGCUGAGUGUAGCAGUGUCUGUGCGCCGGAAGAACAUAAAGAAGAAGAGAGCCCUUCGUCGCUUCCUGGAGACGGAGCUUGUGGAACCUUUAACACCCAGUGGAACAGCCCCGAACCAAGCCCAGCUUCGCAUCCUGAAAGAGACAGAACUCAAACGGGUCAAGAUCCUCGGCUCGGGGGCCUUUGGUACUGUAUACAAGGGUAUAUGGGUCCCAGAGGGUGAAACAGUGAAGAUUCCAGUAGCCAUUAAAAUCCUAAAUGAGGCCACCGGACCCAAGGCUAACGUGGAGUUCAUGGACGAGGCCCUGAUCAUGGCUAGCAUGGAGCACCCCCACCUGGUCCGCCUGCUGGGUGUCUGCCUGAGUCCCACCAUCCAGCUGGUCACACAACUGAUGCCUCAUGGGUGCCUGCUCGACUAUGUCCAUGAGCACAAGGACAACAUUGGAUCCCAGCUGUUGCUCAAUUGGUGUGUCCAGAUUGCCAAGGGGAUGAUGUAUCUGGAGGAGCGUAGGUUGGUCCACAGGGAUCUGGCAGCCCGAAAUGUUCUGGUCAAAUCUCCCAACCACAUCAAGAUCACUGACUUUGGCCUGGCUCGCUUGCUGGACGUUAAUGAGAAGGAAUACAAUGCUGAUGGAGGAAAGAUGCCCAUCAAGUGGAUGGCCUUGGAGUGCAUCCAUUACAGGAAGUUUACUCAUCAGAGUGACGUUUGGAGUUACGGGGUAACCAUCUGGGAGCUGAUGACCUUUGGAGGGAAGCCAUAUGACGGAAUUUCCACCAGAGAUAUCCCAGAUCUGCUAGAGAAAGGAGAGCGUCUUCCACAGCCGCCCAUCUGCACCAUCGAUGUCUACAUGGUCAUGGUCAAAUGCUGGAUGAUUGAUGCAGACAGUCGACCCAAGUUCAAGGAGCUGGCUGCAGAGUUCACUCGAAUGGCACGUGAUCCCCAGAGAUACCUAGUCAUCCAGGGUGACGAUCGCAUGAAGCUGCCCAGUCCCAAUGACAGCAAGUUCUUCCAGAGCCUCCUGGAUGAGGAGGAGCUGGAGGAUCUGAUGGACGCUGAGGAGUACCUGGUGCCCCACUCCUUCAACAUUCCACCACUGGCAUACACCCCCCGCCCACGCAUGGACUCCAACAAGAACCAGUUUGGCUACCAGGACCCCAGCUUCAGCAUGGAGGACAUGCUGGCCACCCUCCCCAGAGUGGUCUCUGUUCCACCUGUGUCUGGGAGCUGCCUCCCUCCACAGGACCUGUCCUCAGGGGGGCAAAUUGGUGGUGGAUUUGGGCGUGGCAACCAAGAAGACCCUCGCUGCAACGGCACCCUGAGGAAGCAGGCCUCGCCACGGUCAAACACCCUUGGGGUUGGCUCAGCUCUCACUGCAGGACAAGGUGGAGGGGAGGACAGUGGACAGCGUUACAGUGCCGAUCCAACAGGUCUUUUAGCAGAACGAGGACCAAAGGGAGACAAGGACCAGGAUGGCUACAUGACUGCCAUGAGAGACAAGAACAAUUCAGACUAUCUCAACCCUGUAGAGGAGAACCCCUUCGUCACACGUCGGAGGAAUGGUGAUGCCCAUGUGGUGAUUGAUGGAGCAGGUUGCCACACCCUGCACAUGGCUGGAGCUGCUGUUGCCCCCAAGAGCCAGUCCACCCACAGGGACGAUGAGUAUGUCAACGAGCCACUGUACCUGAACACCUUCCUUAACCCUGGGGACAAGAACGGAUUGGCUGGGGCAGUCUCCAUCUCUGGAUCCUCUGCUGCCCAGUCAGUAUCACAGACAGUCAACCCAUCAACAUCAAGCCACACCGUCUCAUCCACUGGAUAUGUGGUACCUCCUGGCCACCUCCCCCACCCAUCAUACCCAUCACACACCCUGCAUCCAGGGCAUUCAGGACACGCUCUGCACUCAGGCAUCACCAGCAGCACCAUCAUGUUUGAUAAGAAAGGCAAGAAGGCCACUUUUGACAAUCCUGAAUACUGGCAGCACAGUCUUCCCCCGAAGUCCUCACUGCACAACCCUGAGUACCUGCAGGACUGCAGCACACGCUUCUUCUACCGGCAGAAUGGACGCAUUCGCCCUGCUGUGGCCGAAAACCAGGAAUAUUUGUCCGAGGCCGCUAUGAAAGCCGGUAAUGUUUUGCCACCCCCUCCAUACAGACAGAGGAACACUGUGGUGUAGUGACCCGCCUGUAGCACAAUGGAGGGAUGAAUAGAGGGAUAAGGGUGCAGAUAAAUGGACUGUGAACAGUCCUUUCGUUUUCUUGCAGUACUUCUCAACCUGGGUUCUCCUUGCACCCUCCCUGAACACUUCUCUCUAUUAUAUCUGAUUGCAAGUCUUUUAUUCUCACUCUAAGGUUCUGCCUUUUCGUGACAGGACCACAAUAACAGUGGCUGACAGCCUCACUUGACACUCAAACCAUCUUUUUUAGCUCCAUCCUUGGCGCCUAAAGCAAGUAGACACAUCUCUUGGAGGUUGGUUCUGUUCUGGAGCAAACUGACCUGGCACCUUUAGGACAACACAAUCAAAGAUUGAAAUCAGAUGCUUAAUAGAAUAAAAAUGAGAAAUAAACAGAGGUUUGCCCAAAGAGAGGAUUAUUGCCAUGACCUGACAUGAAUUAUGAUUGCUUUUCUUUAUACGCCCAUAAAUUACUGUUCACCAUUUCACCAUAUUGUUUUACUUCAUUUUCCAACUAGCUAGAUGAACACUUUGCAGUAUGCACACAUUGUUAUUGUGUGCGUAUAAUCUGUCAAAUGGCACAUUCACAUGGAGUUAUGUCGUGACUUACCAGCAAACCUGCAGUCAUACUGAAGAGCCCAGAUGUGGUUUGCAUGCCUGCCCACAUGCUUCUUCGACUGUUACAUGUUUUACAUCUUGCUGCACCAAUGAUGGAAUUCAGACACUUAUCACACACAGCUCAUAUCAUACCUACAACAUGUUAACAUGCCAGCAGCCUUGACACCACCAGUAAUAUCUAUACAGUAAUUCAUAAGUAAAUACACACACGCUGACGGAUAAGAAUGCUACAACUUGAAAUAUAUUCUGGAGGAGAGGCUCAAUUGACCUUGUGCAGGAAUACAGCAGGUGUCGAUAAUGGAAGUCAGUGAUGCAGUGCAGAAAAAGGUUCAACAGGAAAGUAAAUGUCACCACAGGUUUAUGGAAUGUGUGAUAUCACCCAGUAUUUGGUGGAGAGCAUUCGACAGAUUAUUGGCAUGGCUAGAGAGGGAUUUAAAAGGUUGAUCGCUCAGAAGAUGACCCUUAUCUUCCUACGCUGAGAUCCCCCCCUGUCCUCUUUCUUCCACACCAAUCCAGUCCGAAGAGCCAGCAAACCAUCCAGUUCAAUAUCACCUUCGUAAGACCGUUGUAAGCAGCAUCGUGACUGACAUAACCAAUGGUAACUGCAAAACUAGGAUUGAUCUUUCAAUGGAAAUGGUGCCUGGGGAUGGACAACUCUUUUUAACAGGGCAAGGAGCAUGAUUGUGGAGAACAUUUAAGCAGGCCACGAGGGAAAGAUAUAAGUGUUUAGAAUAUGGAUCAGAGCUUGGUUUUUGUUGUUUUUCUUUGUUUUUAGGCAUCAGGGAUCUAUUUACUUGUCACCUUGUCUUACAGAAGAUGUGCUUAAUGAAGGACAGGGUAAACAGCACAGACACCCAGCCACAAAAGAGCACUGUGGAGAUGACAAAGAGGCUAACCCUGCAGAGCUGUAAAUAAGCCAAUUACAUGUCAUUACCAGAUAGACAUAAUCCCAGAAAAAGGCUCUGUGGACCGAGCUGUGUCUGAAAUGUUUAAGUACAUCAAAAGAUGAGGAUAAAAGAUUUUUUUCCUCACCUCUCUGUGUUAAUACUAUUGUAUGUCAUAAAAACAGAUGAUUAUCUUUGACCACGUAGUCACGACUACAGGGCCUUGCUCUGUCUCUUAGGGUUAAAGUGGUUCAGGAGGAGAGACUGUCAGAACUGUCUUAAGAGGCCUCCUCCACAUUUUUGCCAUGGAACAGUACCAGAAAAUGGGACACUUUCUUUUGUAUUGGUGUUUGACAUUAAUGGUGUGACUUUACAAGUUAUCUCUGAAUCUACCGAUGGCUAGCUUUAUGUACUCAUACAAUACUGCCAGAUGCCACAGUAAGCUCUGAUGGAGACCAGUAGCAUCUGUCAUCAAAUGACUUUGAAGCCUAAUUUAGGCCUGGGUUGAUAAUUUAAUAGCACUUAAUGCUCUGGCACAGCCAAAUGACUUUGCUGUUAUUCUCGCUCUAAGCGGCAGUUCAUUCAAUUUUUUUCAUUAUGCUGCAACUAUAAUUUACAGUGAGACAAUGGUUUCAACUGCACUGGGGCAUCAUGCUAUUUCUUUUAUUAGGCAUUUUACCAACAAAGGCAUAUCCCUCUACCCUCUAAAGAAUAUGAUAAUACUCAUAGGGUUGGGCAAUAUGAUGAUAUACAGUGUAAGAGGAUAGAAAUUUGUUUUCAAUACCAUUAUGGUCUAUGCUAUCCCUUUAAAAUCUGCAUUUUACUAGAUUAUUAAGGGAACUGUUGAUUUACUGGAUUUUUGCACCAAUGUGAAGAAAUACCUUGAUUUUUGGGGGGUAUUAAAGGGGUAAUCCAGUGAUUCAAGCUCCACAAACACUGGAUCCUACAUUCCCCAAAAUGCAGCUUGAUAGCAUCUACUGAUAAACUUCCUGAUUCCUAAAUACCGACUUCUUUCAAACUGCAAACCUCUAGUUUGUAAUGUAGGUUUUCUGUUAAAAAAUCCUAAUUCAGGAAAACCCUGAUGACACCAUUCAGGGUAUCAGGGUUAUUUUCUCAAAUUUUUGAAAGCUCCCUCCAGAGCCACAAAAGAUGUUGUACAACUGUUUUCACAAGCUGAGUUUUACUCUUUGUUACAAGUAAACUAAACAUCAUGUGAAAUCAGUGGUGUGCCCCUUUAACUAAAAUCAGACAUUCCCAUCUGGUUAUUAUAUCUAUAGUUACAAAGUUUCAACGUUAAUUUUCCAGGAAAUGUACUACAUCACCAUAUAGUGAUUUUGCAACAUGAAUCAACCAAUACUUUGAUAGAUGAUUUACUUCAUAUCGCCCACCCUAAGUAAUAGGUGAUAAUACCAUGAAAAAUUGAGACCGACUAAUGCCUGUUUAUGUCUUACUGCUGACAUACCAGUACACAACCACUGUUACACAACCUUGUGCCUCAACAUUGAAAAUACUGGGUAGAGGGAAGAUUCAGACAAGCAGUGCUGAUGAUUUAUGGUCCAAAACACAGAUGUUGCCCUGGCACAGUGUUUUCUCUCCCUCUCAGGUUUUAUGGGGAAUAAUAAUCAUCCAGUUGAGCUCCAGCUGAGGCACAAGUUACCACCUCAUAAAGGGACAUCAGACUUAUAAGAAUAAUGGUAAACAGAUUAGUGCCAUAAUACCACAAUAGAUAGGUAGGGUUUAAAUGGUCAGUCUUGACGUUGGCACUGUGUUUAGUAUCACUUUGGCAUUGACAUUUCUGUUACUCACCUCAUUUAGCUGUGCUAGAUCACACCCUCUAAGAUUGUGAUUGUUAUGCUGAUUUACUUGUGUAAGCUCACACUUAGUAUAUGGAUACAUUCUUUGUGUAAAUGUGUGCAAUGAAAGUGUUCUCUUUGUUUUUCGAGUUGAAAGUCAGUUAUAUAAGUCUAUUUUUACCAUCACCCAAAAGGUAUUAGUUGUAGUGCUUGUAGACUACUGUAUGGCCGUGUGUUUAAGUGCAAUGACAGCAGUGGAGAGUCACCAAAAGGCUCCGUAAUGGAUCUCUGUGGAAAAAUAAAGCCAAUCUACACGAGGAGAAAACCUUCUGGUGCUGUCAGCUAGCAGGCAUCACAAGGGGCUUUUAGCUUUUUGAAUGCAAAGUCAUCCACUUUCGCUUGUUGUUCUGUGGGGAAAUCAUGUUACCCAACGUCUCACCCAGUGCACCAGCUGAGAAACCCUGAACGACAGGCAAUAGGCUGUAAUCCUGCAGCGAGGUUAAAACUAACGUAUUAGCAUUCCAGAAAUGUUACUCAACCAAUGCAUCAAUGUUACAAAAGCUAGCAGGAGAGAAGGUACAAGUACACUGUAACUGGCAGAGGAGACCAGAGUUGAUUGCCAUUCUUUCUUUCUCCUCAGAGGUGACUGUAGGAUUGUAUGUAGCAAACACUGUUCUGCAGCUGAAGCACUGAAAACUGAAAAGCAGCUAUGUUUGGAGUGAAUAUGAACAAAGACCAAAACGAUAUGUAUGGGAGAAGUGAUUGUGAUCAAAUGUUAACAUGAGUCAUAUUUUCAUGUGAAAAGUUAUCAUGUUGCUUUGUAAAAGUAAGCCUCGUAGGUACAGAAGAUAUUUAAAGGAGCACAAUUACUCUCAAUACUGACUGCUCACACAGAAAAUCAGCCUUACAGUAACAGAACAGUUCUAUAUAUUUUGUGCUAUUACUUUUGUGUUUUCGGUUUACUCUAUUUUAAACAUAUGUAAUCAUAUGUGUUGUAAAUGGUGUGUAAAGUUUUGUUUUUACUCUUGUUUUUGCUCUUCAGGGUCUCAUUGUGAAUUUUUUGAUAUGCAGUUUGAAGGUUUCAUCAUCUUACGUCUGUCGUGUUCUCUAAUCAACUACAAAGCAAUUAUUAGUGGUGUCCCAAUUUCAGGGCUGGAUGUUUGCCCUUCAGAGUAACUGAAGCCCAGCCUGAACCUGCAUAUUGUUGCCAAAUGAGACUAGAGUAACAAAGACCAAAACUGAUGUGUUCAGGCGCUCCUCAUCAGGUUUUUGUCCUGUUUCUCACCAAGCAAUUGCCCUCAGACAGCAUAUGACAUUUAAAUACAUGUGGGACCUUAUCUACUUUACACCUUAUCUAACUUUACAGUACAAUUUAGAUACGAGUUCAUAGUUGGCUUUGCUUAUUUUACACCUUGCAGUGACUUUUUCAUUGGUUAGCUAAUGUGAUACGAUAAUCAGUGAUAGAUCAGCUGAAAAGAAAAUAUCUGGUAAAUGACAUGAUCACAUGACAUUUCCCAGUUUUACAAGUUGACAAGGACAGCCUGACCACUCAGGUUAAAAACACAGUGGCACACAGUGACUUGUGGGAUAUAGAAGACUGCAAAUGAUAAACCAGCCGUGUCCUCCAAAGCAAUGGCAGACUUAGUUUUUCAGGCACAUUCUGUGAGACCUUUGAAAUGGGACAGACAUAUCCUGCCCAGAAAUGAGGACUUCGGAGGGUCCAGCUCGUGAACUGGAACAGAGUGACUAUAUUUAUAGUGAGUGCUCUAUUUUCUCUUUUCAAUGCUUUGAUUAAUCAUAUCAUGAGGACGUGUUUUCACAGCAGAAGUAAAGUCCAUCCACCUGUGGUCUAAUAGGUCUUACAGUAUUGGAUAAACUCAUAUUACAUCUCAGAGGAUAUCUAUUAAUUAUUCAAUGAGAAACUGUUUUGUACAAUGCAUCAUCAAACAAAGUACACAUAAAGCAGCUGACAAACACAUAUUCUACCAUUGUAAUAGAAUCAAACUGUGUAUGGCUGUCAUAUUCUGAUUUUACUCUGAUUCAUAUGUGUAUAUUCUACAAUGCCAUGAAGGGAGAGCUGACUGGUUGAGUAAGCACAGUUUACUAUGUAUUGAAUUGAUGGUAAAACUGUAAAAUGGAAUUAAUAAUUGUCUUUUAACCAAAUGACGAAGAGAUAAUGGGUUACUCAACAGUUUUACCAUUGUUAAAAAACAAAUAAAAAAUAAAUAAAAAGGAUAGUAUUUUUAUAGGUAGGUUAAAAAAAAGUGGCCAGGUGCAUCUGUAAAUAGAAAAACUGCUUCUUUUUUCCAGCUGAAGCUUUUGUUUGUUUGUUUUCUUUUGUUUUUUUCUCCUUGCAUCAUUGCAUUUUUGGUGGUUUACUGUAUCUUUUUUUUCUUUAAGGAAUAUUUUUUCUGUAUGUAUAUAAAUAUAUAUACAGUAUAUAUAUAUAUAUAUAUAUAUAUUCUGUAAAUGUUAUUUGAAGAGUGAACUAUGACUUUAAAAACGCUUGCAGGGUCUCUUGUCACCCCCACCCCAUCAUUUCCCCUGUGAUUGUGUGAUUGUGUUUUCAGCACAACUUGGUGGAUUUUGUGUUUCAACCUCUGCUCUUGCUCACUUUGUAGGAGUGAAUUUUUUUCUGUUUUUCUACUGGGUUUAUUAUGCCCACACUACCCUCCAUGCUUCUCUCAGUAUUAUCCACAUCUUGAGAUUUUUUUUAAGAUUUUGUACACUCUUAAGAUGCUGUUGCAAAACUAAUGAAUAUUCAAUAUUUAAUCCCCCUUUUCUCUCAGUAUUUUCCUAACAAAUGUUAAUCCACCAGUGUCACUUUACACUUUACCUUUCAGCUUUGAGGACCUUUAUCGUAUUUCCUUGAGUAGUUUAAUUUUGAUUUCCACUAUCCAGCUCUUCAUCCAUUGGUGGCAAUACUGAUUGAAUGGUGUAGCAAUAUCAUGUCGCAGCGCUGAGAGUGAUUUAAUGACAUUUGAGAAAUCGACUGGAAGGGUUAGGUUUGUACGGGUUGGACUGAUCAUUUAAAUCACUGAUAUGUGCUUGUUCUGAAAAGGUUGAUAGGUACUACUUUGGCUUCAUCAGGAUUUAAAUGCUCACUGUUUUCUGGAAAUCACAGUUUUACAGGAAGCAAUUGUUUUCAUUUAAUGGGAUCUUAUCAGGACUUUUUGGGAUUUUGGCCCUUUUGUCACUUUACCUAAUACUUGACAUGGGGACUGGUACCAAAAUCAUCAGAGUGAGUUAUUUUCAUUGUGGCAUUGUAGCAAAUAUGGACGCACAAUUUGACAACUGAAAUAUACCAUUAGUUGUAUUAAAUAUUUCAUUUGUAAAGCACCCAAGCACAGCUUGAGUUGUUUAUGCAGCAAUUAAGGCAGUUUUCAAAAUUCAAGAUUUUAACUAAUAUCUAUUUAACUUUGGAUUAAUUAAAUGUUGUCAUAAUGAUAAUAUAUUGUCUAUCACCUACAGAAUACUAGGCAUAUUGUACAUUUACCAUUGUAAAGUGCUGCCUUGCAUUUGAUGAUUUUGGUGGCAAUCCUGUUGUUUUCCAAUAUCCAGCAUUUACAUACAGAGUAAAGUGGUCAUUUUGUCAAGCUCCUCAAAAGUCAUUGAAUCUGUUUAAAAGUAAGUUGAACUGUGGAAGAAAGUAUCUUCUGUCAUGAAAAUUAACAUAAAUUAUAAUUUCUUCAUAUCAUCUCAUCAGAAUGAUUGAGAACUAAGUUUUAUAGACCUUGUCACACAUUACCAGUUUUAAAUGUUUCUUUUCACUGGUUAAUUGACACAUUUCCCAAACUAGAACAUUUAAAUACGUAUUCCCUCUGUUUUGUUACAUGAAUCUGUCAAAACUAUAUUUUUAAUUCAAUAUGAAUAAAGAUCAGUCAAUAUUUAA